GGAUGGUUUACUAAUUAAACAAAGCCUGAAAUCUCAAUCACCAUUAGCCACAUAUUAAUCACAGAAAACAAAGGAGAGGGUGAGGAAGAGAGAGCUUCAAUGAGAGAGAAACUUGAGGGGUUUAACAAAUUAAGAGAGAUAAACUAUGGAUGGUAAGUAUAAUACAGAUACCCAUCCAAAAUUUUGAAGAAUCCCUUUAAUAAAAGCCCCUUUCCUCCCCUUAAUUUCCACCACCACAACCACCGCCACCGGCAGCCCGCCGCGCCGCCUUUAUUAUCUUAGAUCUAAUCUGAUUGAGAGAUAACCCUUCUCUUCCAAAAAAACAAAAACCCUUUUUCUUAAACAUCUUAUUCAUCCAAACCCACCCCAAUUUACCAAUAUAUAACCAUGAGAAGACCAAACAUAAUCAACCAUGUUCAAGGUACGCCAGACCCACUUCCAAUUUUCUCUGAAUUGAAAUAAAAAAAAUUAUAAGAAACAAGUCGCUUUCUUACCUGGAGACUGAUAGAGAUAGAAAUCGAGAGAGACACGUUUGUUUUUGGGUUGGUACUCUCUCGGGCUUCUGCUCAUAUUUAAUGGUGUCUGGUUCCUGUAUAGUAGCUGGCGGAUAUUUGGUGGUUUUAAGAGUUGGUUUUCUUCAAGUGGGUUUGGAGAAUAAACAAAAACUGGAUUUGAGGUUGGGUUUGAUGAAUAUAUUGUUUGCUGGUUCUUUUGGAUAAAUUAUGUAGGUUUAGUUCCUCAAAUCCUCAUUGGUUUUUGAAUUUGGGAGGUCCCCUUUUUGGCUUUUGUCUAUAUAUAAUCGAACUUUGGUUCAACUUCAAAGAUGAAAAUGGUUAAACCAUGUUGGAGGACAAGAUGGGGAAGAGAUGUAAGCCGUGAAUUAGGAGGAAUGAAUGGUCGUGCUGAUGGUUUGCUUUGGUAUAAGGAUUUGGGUAAUCAUUUAAGUGGCGAAUUCUCCAUGGCAGUUGUUCAAGCCAAUGUAAUGUUAGAGGAUCAAAGCCAACUUGAAUCUGGUCCCCUUAGUUUACAUCCAGCCGGUCCUUAUGGGACCUUUAUCGGAGUUUAUGAUGGUCAUGGUGGUCCAGAGACUGCUAGAUUUGUAAAUGAUAGUCUCUUCCUCAACUUGAAGAAAAUUGCUUCUGUGGAUCAAGAGAUGUCAUCCGACGUUAUAAAGAAGGCGUUUUUGGCUACAGAAGAUGAUUUUCUUUCGGUUGUGCAGAAACAGUGGCACGAUAGGCCACAGAUGGCAUCUGUCGGGGCUUGUUGCCUCGCUGGAGUAAUAUGCAAUGGGCUUGUGUACAUCGCGAAUGCUGGAGACUCUCGUGUUGUUUUAGGAAGAGGACAGGCGGGUAUCAAAGGUAUCUCAGCUGUUCAGCUUUCAACCGAGCAUAAUGCCAGUUUUGCAUCGAUUAGGGAAGAGCUUCGAGGUAUGCAUCCUUUCGACUCCGAAAUUGUUGUUCAGAAGCACAAGGUUUGGCGCGUUAAAGGCAUUAUUCAGGUUUCAAGAUCCAUAGGGGAUGCUUACCUGAAGAGAUCAGAAUUCAACAAAGAACCAUUGCUGGCGAAAUUUAGACUGCCAGAACCGUUUUUCAAACCGAUUCUUAAAGCAGAGCCAUCAAUAUUCAUACACAAGGUUAAUCCAAGAGACCAGUUCCUCAUAUUUGCAUCAGAUGGUUUGUGGGAGCAUCUUACCAACAAGGAGGCUGUUGAUAUAGUCAACACUUAUCCAAGAAAUGGGAUUGCGAGGAAACUAGUGAAAUCAGCACUAAAGAUAGCAGCUAAGAAAAGAGAGAUGAGAUAUUCAGAUCUCAAAAAGAUCGAUAAAGGGAUAAGGCGACAUUUUCACGACGAUAUAACAGUUGUAGUGGUAUUUCUUGAUCAACCUUCAUCUAUUAAUAGGAGCUCCUUUCUUGGAAGAACCUUUUCACUAGGCCAUGAUGGAUCCAUACCCACCUCAUGUAAACCGGUAUUAUGAACAUUUCUAUGUUAUGUGCAAGAAAACAAACAAAAACAAAAAAAGCAGGUUAAGGAUAGGCAAAGUUUUUUUUUUUCUUUUUUCUUUUUUCUUUCAUGCUAUGUAAGUUUUAUGUUUAUGGAUUCAAGUAGGUAAUUAUUAAUGUAAAAUAACUACAGCUAUCAAUUUCAAAUUUGUAUUGGUUGA
Molecule: messenger RNA, 2161 nt
Organism: Impatiens glandulifera
Lineage: Eukaryota; Viridiplantae; Streptophyta; Magnoliopsida; Ericales; Balsaminaceae
Product: probable protein phosphatase 2C 38
Exons: 4
Coding region: 824-1975 (383 amino acids)
Biological process (GO): protein dephosphorylation
Molecular function (GO): cation binding; protein serine/threonine phosphatase activity
Source: RefSeq, a predicted model, not a curated record